This is a messenger RNA of Phytophthora sojae, 2103 nucleotides long. RefSeq lists its product as hypothetical. Bases 1 to 2103 code for a protein of 700 amino acids. The record is from RefSeq and is a predicted model, not a curated record. Gene Ontology annotation, molecular function: nucleotide binding. The transcript has 5 exons. NCBI's taxonomy places the organism in Eukaryota, Oomycota, Peronosporomycetes, Peronosporales, Peronosporaceae.
AUGACCGCCCCUCUUCGCUGGGGCUUCCUCGGCUGCGGCCGCAUCUCGUCGGACUUCGUGAGCGCCAUGAAGUCGCUGGACGACGUCGUGUUCCAGGCCUGCGCCGCGCGCUCGCUCACCAGCGCCCAAGCCUUCGCCACGGAGCACGGCAUCGCCAAGGCGUACGACUCGUACGAAGCGCUGGUCUCGGACGCCGACGUGGACGUCGUGUACAUCGGAACGCUGCACCCGUGGCACUACGAGCACACGGUGCUGGCCCUGAACCACGGCAAGCAUGUUCUGGUGGAGAAGCCCAUGGCCAUGAACGUGACUCAAGCCUCGGCCGCCAUCGCCCUCGCCCGAGAGAAGAAGCUCUUCCUCAUGGAGGGAAUGUGGACACGCUUCUUCCCCGCUAUCCGCCACGUGCGCCAACUGCUGGCCGACAAGGAGGUCGGGGACGUCCACCACGUCCACGCGGCCUUUGGCUGCCAGUUCGACGCCGACAACGCCCGCAUGUGGCACAACGAGCUGGGCGGAGGCGGCCUCCUGGACAUCGGCAUCUACCCGCUGGCCUUCGCCACGAUGGUCUUUGGAGCCGAGCCCGAGAAGGUCACGUCGACCGGCAAGCUGAACGACGGAGGAGUGGACAUCCACAACUCGGUCACGCUGGAGUACAGCGACUCCCGAUUCGCUACCAUUGAGUACACGAUGCUCGCCACGAUGGACGAGACGCUGACUAUCACGGGCAGCAAGGGACGCAUCCACCUCCCAGCGCCGGCUCACACAGCCACGGAGGUGAGGCUCGUCAAGUACGCGGAGGACGGCUCGCAGAAGGAGACCAAGUCGCUGUUCCCGUGGCCGGCGCCUGCCCCCGGAGUCACCUUCAACUACGGCGGCUCGGAGGGCUUCCGCUACGAGGCGGAGACGGUGAUCGAGGCCAUCCAGAGCAAGCAGCUCGAGAGCAAGGAGUACCCGCUGGACGAAUCGCUCCAGAUCAUGACCAUCAUGGACAAGAUUCGCAAGGACGUGGGACUCGUCACUAACUCCAUGGGUGGCGACUCGCAACCUCCGCUCCGCUGGGGGUUUAUCGGCUGUGGCAACAUCGCCAACGACUUCGUCAAUGCCAUGAAAGGCACGGCAAAUGGGACGAUCAGUCUGGCAGCGUGCGCAGCUCGGUCGCUCGAGUCCGCUGAAAAGUUCGCCGCGACGCACGGCUUUGCCCGUGCGUAUGGGUCUUACGAGGAACUUUGCGCUGAUCCAGAGGUGGAUGUGGUGUACGUCGCCACGAUCCACCUCAUGCACUUCGACCACGUCACGCUCGCGCUAAACCACGGGAAGCACGUGCUGGUGGAGAAACCCAUGACGAUGAAUGCCAAGCAGACAGCCUCAGUGAUUGAGCUGGCCAAGGCCAAGAAGCUUUUCCUCAUGGAAGGAGUGUGGACGCGCUUCUUCCCCUCCAUCAAGUUCGUUCGUCGACUCCUAGCUGAAGAGCGCAUCGGAGCCGUCCACCACGUACACGGCGAUAUCGGCAUUUCCUUCGUGAGCUCCCAAACCGAAGCGAACUUCCGCAGUUCGUCGGGGGACGGUGCGCUUCUGGGCAUCGGGAUUUACCCGCUGUCAUUCGUGACAAUGGUCUUCGGCACCAAGCCGCUGAAGAUCACCGCAACCGGGAAGACAAGUUCAGGAGGGGCCGAUGUCUACGGCUCAGCGACUCUCGAAUACAGCGGCAACCGCUUCGGCACCUUCAACUUCACGGCGCUAGCGGAACUGGGCAACAGCGUCACGAUCACGGGCAGCAAGGGUCGAAUCCGUAUCCCAUCGCCAGCCCACAGCGCGACGGAGGUCGUUGUCACGCAGUUCCUAGAAGACGGGUCCCAUCAAGAGACGACGACCAAGUUCCCGUGGCCAACACCUUCCUCCAGCAUCGCAACGCCGUUCAAGUACCCAGGGUCGGAAGCUCUCGUCUACGAAGCGGAAGCUGUCACCGAGGCAAUCCGAGAUGGUCGACUGCAGUGUGAAGAGUACCCCCUCGAGGAGUCGUUGGCCAUCGCCGAGAUCAUGGACGAGAUCCGAGAGGCUAUUGGGGUAGUCUAUGCAGCGGACAGCGGAGGCAAGCGCCAUUAA